AUGUCGAACCUUGGAGAUGGCAGCGACAUUCUGGGAUGUGCCAGGCAGGAGCCCAGCCUAGAGGUGAAGGGGGGGCUCAUCACCUCAUUACAACCUCUACGAAUCCACAGCAACCCCUCCCAUCCGCCGCGAGCCCCCACCCUGCAGGAAUGUGAGGUCAUCAUUCGGCAGCUCUACAACGCUAACAGCUUACAGUCUCAGGAAAUCAUACGUGUGAAGGCGUUGCUGAGAGAUAUUGUUUUGAGCAAAAAAAUCACCCCAGAGAACUACAUCCUGACCAAGGCCUUCCUUGUGGACGGAACCCGCAAAGUCACAGAAGAAAAGACAUUUCCGAAACUUGGUCUUCAAACAUUUCCCGAAAAGCCGUCCGGAUCCUCUCACUCUGGGGUGGUCCUCCCUGCCCUGAAACAGAGCCUCAGCAGCAGCAUCGCAGACAGACAGAGGAGGGCCCGUGCUGUGCAGAGAGACCGCUUCAAAAGGACGGUGCACUGACAGGAUCCCCAGUACACAUCCAGUACACUGUUAUCCACCACCAUAUAAAGUAUUUCUGUCCUAUCAUAUUUUCUUUUAUAAUUGUUCUCAUGAAGAACCGCUUACAUAAAAAAAUUAAAAUAGUUUUUCAUUCUGCACACAAAGAGAAAAGGAAAUAAAGUCACAAAUGCAGUUUUGUCCUGGUAACGGUAAAUGUACUUAUUUAUUGUUUACCAAACAUUUUAGGACAUUUGAACUAUAAAGGUAGACAUCUGUAACUGAACAUGGCUGCUUUUACCAAAUUGUAAUUCUGCCAAAAUUAUGGGGGAAUUGUACACUACUACAUAGAAAUAAUAACUUGUUAUUAUUCAAACUAAUUCAUACUUUUAUCACUGCAAACAACCAAAGUUAGCUCUCUAAAAACACAUUAAGGAAAAAGAAUAACAACUUUUUUCCCAGGCCCUUUUUGUACACAACAAAACUAGAUUGAACUAUCUCAACAAAAAAAGAGCUCUGUCCUGUUUUUUUACAACGACUUCUGCUCUUCUUGUCUUUUUAACAUAAUAUUUUUGGCAAUUGUCUUAACAUUUGAGUGAAGUGAAAACACACAGCUGUGAAAAGCCAAACAUGUUAAAGAGCCUAGCUUAAUUUCACAACAUAAAUCAAAACCUAGCUUAUAGUUGUGCAACCGCGUUGGGCAGGUUAAGAACUGCAUGCAGCCAGGCGGGGCAGACAAUUCCCGGAAUGAACCCGGCUGAGCUCACUUCACCUCUAAAAUCUUUGCUGAUUCAAAGGUAUCACAAUGUGGAUUCUCAUAUGGCCAGUGAGAGCCCAGUAAGAGCCAAUCUGUGCCUCAGGGGCACUUAUUUUCACAGUGAGCAAAAUACUCUGAUGGCAGGCAUUUUCAAGGUACCUCUCAAUACCUCUCCAUUAGUUACAAGUGAAUAGCUCUCAGUCUGUCAAUGUGUAUGACAUUUCUCCCUGCAAAAGUUCAAACACUGUAAAAUGAUGUUAUGUUCAGAUUAAACACAUUGUUUCAUGCAUGCAUCCACCAGAUGGAGGUGUUUAGAGACAUUGAAGAGUGUCCAUUACAUUUGAAGCCUACAAUGUUUGAGAGGUUACAGAUCAUUUUAUUUAUUUCAUAUUCUGCAUGGAAUUUGUGUCUUUGGAAUAUUAGCAAAAUGAAAUGAUUUACAUAUCCACCUGAAAAUAUGGCUGUUUUGUUUUGAGCCCUGGUAAUAAAAUCACAAAUUAAACCAUAGUGUAAUUAAACAAAAAGUAUUUGGGGGAAAUGCACAGUUACACAGCAUUUUUAACGUCUACUCCUGAGGAAGAAAA
Notothenia coriiceps (black rockcod) is the source of this 1809-nucleotide messenger RNA. Its product is annotated as coiled-coil domain-containing protein 74B-like. NCBI's taxonomy places the organism in Eukaryota, Metazoa, Chordata, Actinopteri, Perciformes, Nototheniidae. The coding region runs from base 1 to 492 and encodes 163 amino acids. The record is from RefSeq and is a predicted model, not a curated record. The transcript has 5 exons.